CAUGGUCUCCAAAUGCAAGAUUAAUCAGGAAACAUUUGCAAGGAAAACCACCUUGACCCACAGAAGGGGAAGAAAGCUAUUCCGGAAAAAAUGAAUCCGCAUCUGAAGCUCCCUCUGCCGGUCAUAUAGUGGUAUCCGAACAGCUUACUGACGAGGAAACAGGUGACCAGAGUGAACCCGAUUUGGAUGUUGGUUCUGUUUCCCCAAUUGUUGCAGUGAAAACCAUUGAUGAAGAAAGCGCAGGAACCACGAAUGAUAAACGUUUAGUGACAUUCCAACGAAGGGGACAUCGUGAGAUAAUGUUAAAAGAAGGUCGUGAUGACGUGUCGGAAGAUUUGAACUAUUCUUCUAAGGUAAUGGAUGAGGAUGGCCCACUGGACUUUAGUUUGAAGAAAGAAGACUCUGUAGAACCCUUAGUGAACGGUCCACCUUUUAGUCCAGUCGAAAGUGAACACAGUCCGAACACUCAGGAUUCACCACUGGACUUGUCUGUCCAACUAGAACCAAGAUGAGGCAUUCGGAAAACCGUUUGACCAAAUCCAACAGUCCAUGGAAUGAUACUACAUCAGAGUUAACUGACCAGAAUGUCGAUCCACAUUUCCGAGCUUCUAUUUGGAAUGGUGAACUAAGUCCUGUCGAAUAUAGAUCUGUUGUUUCAAGCUCACCGUUCAAUACAGCGUCUUUAAGUUCUCCAGUUACUGGUAUGAAAUAUUCGGUGAUCAAGAAUCAGUCUCCCACUACGAACUUAGUGACUGUUGUGACCGACAGUUCCCUAGAAAGCCAGCCCCUGACUAAGUCUGAUGGUUAUCGACAAGGGGUCCGACAGAAUCCCUGGCAGAACCAGUGGAUAAGUAGGAGCGGAGAACAGAACAAAGAUGUCUUUACGUGUGUCUGGUGUAAGAAAUCUUUUCAGAGUCUUGCAGAGAUGACAAUCCAUAUGAAACACAGUCCUCGCUGUGGCAUGGCCGGUAUUCAAGCGCCUGUACCUUUCUCCACCACCCUGUCUUCUCCAGUAACUACGACCCCAACUCUGAAAUGCUCAACAUCAAGUAUAGGUGGAAAUUAUAUGCUAAAGGAACACGUGCCUCUUCCCAGGAAACUUGUGCGUGGGCAGGACAUCUGGCUUGGUAAGGGUGCAGAACAAACAAAAGAAAUUCUGAAGUGUAUGUGGUGUGGACAGUCGUUCAAGACUCUGGCAGACAUGACAACUCACAUGAGAGUCACCCAGCACUACAUAAACAUCAUCAGUCAAGAGCAGCUCAUCUCCUGGAGGACUCCGGAGGACCAGGUGGCUUCUCAACCUCAUCUCAAUGCUGUUCUUACUUGCAAGGUGUGCGACCAAACUUUUGGAAGCCUUAAAGAGUUGAGUUAUCAUAUGGUGAAAAACGCUCACUAUAAAGAACAUAUAUUACGCUCAAUCACAGAAGGAGGAGGGCGUCGUCGACAGAACAAGGAAAGAAGAAAGAAAUCUCUUCCUGUCCGUAAACUUCUGGAACUUGAACGCAUAGAACUAAACAAAUUUAAUCAAGUAAAAUACGAAGAAAAGAGUUCUUCAGCAUCCAAAGUAGAACCCUUGCAAGGAAGAGUGUCUUGUGAAGAAUGUGGGGAAAAGGUAGAUGCCAAAGAAUUCGUAUUUCACAUCAAAAGUUGUGGUCAAAGCUCGAAAACACAGCAUCUACUAAAAAACACCACAACUUUCGCUCAGUCAGUUAAAACUUCAGGACAGCUCGGCAGUCAGCAGCAAGGAACUUCGCUUGAGACAACUAAUGCCGAGGUAUCAAAUGCGGAUGACGUUAUCACCAUAAAAAAAGAACCUACAGAAUCAGUCGUCAAAGAAAGUAAGACAACAGUAGAUUGUGGUGUGUCAAAUGACAACAUCUCUGUAUUAAGUGCACUUGAAAAAUUAAUAGAAAAAAGUUUUAAAAUAAAAGCAAGAAAAUCGGUUUGUUUGACAGGAAUCCUGCAACGAUUAGGGAUUGAUGAGGAGAUCUACCCACCUUGGCAUUCUCCAGAUUACUCCACCAAAACUGGGCAUGUCAAAAGCCAAGGCACUGUGACGUCAUCAACAGAAUUACUUGGAUUACGGAAGGCUCACAGCACCGUUUCUGACCACUUAAUAACUGAAGAAGACUCUUUAACAGGAGACAAUCACUCUGACGAGACUCGUUUGUAUCAGAGUCGACAGAGAUCAGCAUGCUCAGAGUCGUCAGUCACUAACCAAGAAACCAGGUCAUCACCGUCUAAUGAAGAGAAAACCAACAGCCAUGACGUUAUUGACAACAUUGAAUCAAACUCGGAUUGUGCAAGGAAAACACCAGAGGUCAAUCUAUGUCCGAAUCAUUCUACCAGAAGUACGCCAGAGUUUGCAUCUGCCGUUAAUUCACUGAGUCCAGUUUCCAAACGCGACAAAAACUCUCCAGAAUCGCUUUCUAAAACGAAGGACCCCAAACGAGAGCGGAUGACUCAACUUUCAGGCCCUUUUGGUACACCAAACUCCCCUGAUGACAGAUCAGACACUGAUGCACGUAUAACAUCAUCAGCUUUUGCGUGUGACACAUCGAUUCCCACUUCGUGUGGUACACCUCUCUGUAACUCUGAAGGUGCGUCAUUUGGUAAUGUUAGUGAGGCAAUAGCUAUCAAUAUAAAUUCCUCAUCAGCAUCUGGCGUCCCCAGUACAUCGACUUUUGGUAAAGACGAUGUAUUGUUCUCUGUUUCCAAUUCUUUAGUAGCUCCUGAUGCGGAUUGUACACCCACAUCCAGUGCGUGUGGCUCAUCGAUUACGGAAAAUCAAAAUACUGACUUUCUCAGCAGCAAUGUGAAAACAGAAACGGAGAAGAUGAAAGACACACAAUUACCAAGGAAGAAGAAACGAAAGUUUAGAUCAUCUUGCUUGGUAUCGAGUAAUAAAAAGGAAAAAAUACAAGAAACUUCAUCAGGCCAUCCUCUCAAGGAACUCCAGAAGCUUCUGGACAAAACAGAUGCUUCCAUCACUAGGCCUAACAACCAGGUAACUCAAGGAUCUCUUUUAGCGUUUAGUUGGGCGUGUAACGACGCAGCUGCAUCGGAUUCACUGCUGAGGUGUGCCUUUUGUGACACCCACUUUAUCUCCAAGGGUGCUUACAGACACCAUCUAAGUAAAGUACACUUCGUUAAAGAUGGAAACUUGUACGGUCCUUCUUGGAAAUUUUCAUCUGUCUGUGGGGGCUCACCGGAACCUACAACACCAACAAAGGAAUCUCCACCCCCACCACUUGUGGAAGAAAGCCCUCAUUCCAAGUUUUUAAAAUACACUGAAUUAGCCAGACAGUUGUCCAGUAAGUAUGUGUGAGUGAAGAAGUUAGGGAUAAGUGAGCUGGCAAAUGCCCAGAAUGAAGAAAACAGCAUUUUUUCUUUCCAGUUUCAUUCAUUCAGAACACGAAAACUUACAAGUUUAUUUUUCAAAACGUGUAAUUAAUCAGAGGUUUGGAUUGGUUUAGAGUAAGCAGUGUUUUUAAAUCUAGUUUAUAAUCCUGUAAUGACGUGAUUGUGUGCGUGGAGAUGCCGAGUGAAAGACACGUAUCAAUGAUAAGAGGUUAACCACAAAGAUACUUAACAACAAAGAGAGGCUAACCACAAAGAUACUUAACAACAAAGAGAGGCUAACCACAAAGAUACUUAACAACAAAAAGAGGUUAACCACAAAGAUACUUAACAACAAAAAGAGGCUAACCACAAAGAUACUUAACAACAAUAGAAGGAUAUCCACCAAAAUAUUUAACAAAACCCUUCGAGUAGCUCUUAAGGGAAUUAUUUAGCUACUAUACGUGACUAGCUUUAAAGUGAGUUAACUUAAUAGAUUUGAAACAUAAUACCCGAUUUCUUAUAAUACCAAUAAGCAAGGGUAACGAAUAAUUUAUUUUUUACAAAAGCUUGUCUUUUUUAUUUUACAAACUAUUUUUUUUAUUCUUUGAGGACAGUGGAAAAGAAACCUAAAAACUCAUUUCUGUUUGUGUUCUUCUUUUGUUUGAUAUAAAGUUUACUAGAAAUAAGAAGUGAUAAGAUGAUCUUACUUGUUAGAAAACUUCACGGUUUCCUUUCUAGACACUUCUAUUCUGUUUAGGAUUAAUCUAUCGUCAACUAUGAGUUUUCCUAACGAAUAUUAUGAACAAUGUCAUGAUUUGGUAGAAGCACGUGUUUAUUGUUUUGAUCAUCAGGCUGCAUUCAUUGAUAUACAUACUAGAUAUUUUUAUAUCUAGGCUUAAUUAACCAUAUUUAAGGACUUUGUAUACAGAGUGAUUGUAAAGAAACUCUCAUUAGAGGCGCGGGGAGUUUCGACAUACCCCACCCCAGUAAAGUUUGGAUGUAGUACUGGUGAUUCGAAACCACGUUAUACCGUUUGUUUAAAUCACUUCUCUAUCAAAUUCGCGCUACAAAUUGGGUUUCGUUACUUGUGACAGGUAGAGUGCAGAUAGCCCAUUGUGUAGCUUUGUGCUUAACAUCAUCCAAACUUAAAUCCGCGUUGUUUUAUUUCUGUGUUUGGUACUUUGGUUAAGAUUAGUGUACAACAGUGGUUCCUAAAUUGCGAGGAACCGUGUUCAGAUCAGGUCUUGUAACACCUUCGUUCAAGGGAUAGAUGAAAAAUGGCGGAAAAAAACAUUGAACACUUGCGACUGUUUUUUCCUUCUUCUUUGAAAUACCCUGUAUCAUGGUCAGACUUUCCUAAAUAAUACUGGUGCUUCUCAAUACGCUUCUGGUCAAAUUUUGUUCCCCUAGAACAAUAAUCCCCAAUCUUUGAUACGUUUACCCCUAGGAGAAACUUUGAAAAACAUUGAAAAUAAAAUGAACCCCACGCCCUAAAAUUGGAGAAAAGUCUGAGUUACAACUAACCAGCCCUCAGCGUUGGUGUCCUGAUGACUCACUCUUGAAUUAUUUCCAAUGAUUAAUUUGUUUUUAUGAAUAUAUACCACUUUUAAGUUUGUUUGGUUUUUAAACAUAUUAUAUAUACGUUAAUUCAGAGGUCUGAAUGAGGAUACUCGAUACAAAAAAUUGGGAAUCUCUGUCCUCGGUUAAAUAGUUAUAAUCGACUUCUAUUUAUACAUUCAAAAGAGGCUGGUUUUAUCAUUUCAACACCUUUUAGAUCAAACUUAAAUAUGUUAGAAGUUUUUCUUCUUACGUUAUCUGUUUACCUAAUUGUCUACGUUUGUGCAGUAGGUUAAAUUACCUUAUAGUCCUAACCAAGUGCAGUGGGGGGGCAUGGGGGUUAUCCCCCCCCUUUUCUACUGAUCAUGGAGGAAUGUUAACAAAGAAAAAGGGUGGUCGUUACAAAGAAAAUGUUAUCAGUUCAUUUUGCGUGGAUGUUUCCGUUGGAGGCACCACAGCUGUUGCACAUGUCUGUUAAGUUUUUUUAUGUCUCGUUCUCAAGAAUGUUGAGGAGAACUUUAAAGACGGUAUUGAGUUUGAAAAAGUUACGAAGCUAGUCGCUGAAUAGGGAGAUUUACAACCACAAAACGGGAGUUUCGAAACUCAGCUUUCUUCAAACGAAAACUCAGUUAAAUACCAGAUUUGUUUAGAAAACAUCAACGGAAAGAGUAGACCUAAAUUUGUGUUUAUAUAUAUAUAU
Messenger RNA from Limulus polyphemus (Atlantic horseshoe crab), 5599 nucleotides. RefSeq names its product protein tiptop-like. Gene Ontology annotation, cellular component: nucleus. Gene Ontology annotation, biological process: regulation of transcription by RNA polymerase II. The record is from RefSeq and is a predicted model, not a curated record. NCBI's taxonomy places the organism in Eukaryota, Metazoa, Arthropoda, Merostomata, Xiphosura, Limulidae. Gene Ontology annotation, molecular function: DNA binding; DNA-binding transcription factor activity, RNA polymerase II-specific.